UUUUCUCUCUCUCUCUUUCUCUCUCCAUAGCUAGCUACUAUAGUACUUCUACUCCAAAACAUCAGUCUCAUACAAAUCCCAUCCUCAACACCAAACAAAGAGAGACUAAAAAAAGCAAAGUUAGUCCCCUCCCUAAAUAGAGAUAAAAGAAAGCCUCAAGCUACUCAAGUGAGAAAAAAAAAAAAAAAACAAAACAAAACAAAGUCCCACCAAAGAGCCCAACAACAAGAACAUUAAACUAAGUCUUAGUUAGAGCUCCUCCUCACUCUUACUAUACCAAAAGGAAAAACAAAAAAAAAAAGGAACAAAAUUGAUACUACUAGUGGUUUUAGUCCUUCUUAUACAUGCGAUCAUGGAAGGAGGCGAUGAUCUCCACCAUCACCACCACCACCAUCACCACCACCAACAACACCACCACCGCCCCAAUUUCCCGUUCCAAUUACUAGAAAAGAAGGAAGAGGCGACAGAGGCCUCGUGUUCGAGCUCCUCCGCCGCGGCGUACCCUUCUCUAGCAAUCUCUGCGGCCGUCGAACCGAAUUCUGGCUCAACGUCCACCACGACGGCGAUGACGAUGACGACGAUGAUGACUAAUACUGCAAGUCCUAAUACAACACCUCUUCAAGUUGUCCCUUAUUCCGGGGAGGCUUCGAAGAAGCCUCCGCCGAAGCGGACUUCCACGAAGGAUCGGCACACGAAGGUGGACGGCCGGGGGCGGCGCAUCCGAAUGCCGGCCCUUUGUGCGGCCCGGGUGUUCCAGCUUACGAGGGAAUUAGGGCACAAGUCCGACGGAGAGACCAUUGAGUGGCUUCUACAGCAGGCGGAGCCCGCCGUCAUCGCUGCCACCGGCACCGGCACCAUCCCCGCCAACUUCACCUCCCUCAACAUCUCCCUCCGGAGCUCCGGCUCCAGCAUGUCCAUCCCUUCCCAGCUCCGAUCGUCCUCGUACUACAACCCUAAUUUCUCAAUUCAACACCAGCAGCACCACCACCACCGACGGAGCAGCCUUUUUCCGGGCAUCGGGCUCUCGCCAUCGUCGUCCGACACGAACAACACCUCGACGCUGCUCAAUUUCCAGUCCCCCAUGCUGCAGGCGAAGCAGGAGUUGCGAGACGCCGCGGCCGUGGCCGCGACGACGUCGUUGGAGCUCUCGGAGGCCGCGGCGGAUGACGGCUUUGGGAGGAAGCGGCGGCAGCCGGAGCAGCAGGACUUGAACAGCUCAAUGGGAGGGUACUUGUUGCAGUCCGCAGGCGCCAGCACCGUUCCCGCCGGCCACCACCACGGGCAGAUUCCGGCGAACUUUUGGAUGGUGGCUAAUUCCAAUAGUCAAGUGAUGAGUGGAGACCCAAUUUGGACAUUUCCUUCGGUUAACAAUAGUGGGUUGUAUAGGGGAACUAUGUCUAGUGGGUUGCAUUUUAUGAAUUUUCCAACGCCCUUUGCUUUAAUGCCAAGUCAGCAAUUAGGGUCUAGCGACGGCGGAGGCGGCGGCGGUGGCAGUGGCGGUGGGAAUAAUUUAGGGGACAGCCACUUAAGCAUGCUGACCGCACUAAACCCAUACCGGCAAGUUUCCGGUGGCGGGGUAUCGGAGUCGCAAGCGAGUGGUUCUCACGGCGGCGACGACCGGCAUGAUAGCAACAGUCAUCACUCAUAGGGGGAGAGGAGAUGAUGAUCAUCAUGAUUUUCCCACAUGUGUAGUAGUUUGAUGUGUAACACACGUGAGGUUUGAUUGCUCUUUUGAAAAAUUUGAGUUUUUUUUUUUUAAUUUAUUUCCAAACAUUUUUUUCAGUGUGAUUCAU
Messenger RNA from Morus notabilis, 1793 nucleotides. Its product is annotated as transcription factor TCP14. NCBI's taxonomy places the organism in Eukaryota, Viridiplantae, Streptophyta, Magnoliopsida, Rosales, Moraceae. The coding region runs from base 353 to 1648 and encodes 431 amino acids. The transcript has a single exon. Gene Ontology annotation, cellular component: nucleus. The record is from RefSeq and is a predicted model, not a curated record. Gene Ontology annotation, molecular function: sequence-specific DNA binding; DNA-binding transcription factor activity.